CAUGCAUGUUGCUUAGGUAUUUGUUAGAGCCUAAACCUGACACAGAGAAGGUGGUAAUGAAGCUCAAGAAACUGGAGUCUAGUGUGAGCACUGGCCGCAAAUCUGGGAGGUGUCAGUGGCAUUGCCCAAGACUCCUCGGGACGACCGGGAUUGUUUCUGUCGGAGGAGACACUGCAGCCGGGGCUCUGGGACAGAGGAGGCGUCAGCCCGAGUGAGUGUGGGGGUCCCGGGACGCCUGCCUUACCUGCCUUACCUGCGUGAAGAGCUACGAUGGCCGUGAACAAGAGCCCCACCCUGAUGGACGGAGACUGCCCCGAGCAGGAGAACGUGCUGCAGCGCGUCCUGCAGCUGCCGGUGGUGAGCGGCACCUGCGAGUGCGUCCAGAAGACCUACACCAGCACCAAGGAGGCCCACCCGCUGGUGGCCUCCGUGUGCAACGCCUACGAGAAGGGCGUGCAGGGCGCCAGCAGCCUGGCCGCCUGGAGCAUGGAGCCCGUGGUCCGCAGGCUGUCCACCCAGUUCACAGCUGCUAAUGAGCUGGCCUGCCGAGGCCUGGACACCCUGGAGGAGAAGAUCCCGGCCCUCCAGUACCCCCCUGAGAAGAUCGCCUCCGAGCUGAAGGGCACCAUCUCCACCCGCCUCCGCAGCGCCCGGAAUAGCAUCAGUGUGCCCAUCGCCAGCACGUCGGACAAGGUCCUGGGGGCCGCCCUGGCCAGCUGCGAGCUCGCCUUGGGGGUGGCCAAAGACACUGCGGAGUACGCCGCCAAAACCCGAGUCGGCCGGCUGGCCUCCGGGGGCGCCGAGCUGGCCGUGGGUGGUAUGGAGAAGGUGGUGGAGUUCCUCAUCCCUCCAGCCAAGGACGAGUCAGCCCCCGUUCCGGGACGCCAGCAGGCCCAGAAGCCUCCCAAGACCAAUCGCAGCCUCAUGAGCCGGGUGGGGAACCUGGCCAACACCGUCUCUCAGCACACCUUCCAGACCACAAAGCAGGUGCUGAAGCAGGGCCACGCCCUGGCCAUGUGGAUCCCCGGGGUGGCGCCCCUGAGCAGCCUGGCCCAGUGGGGAGCGUCAGCGGCCUCGCAGGUGGUGAUCCGGCGGCCGAGCGAGGUGCGGGUGCCCUGGCUGCACAACCUGGCCGCCGCCGCCGCCGCCGCCCGCGAGGCGAACCACGAUGAGCAGACAGACAGCGAGGGGGACGAGGCCAAGGAGAAAGAGAAGGAGGACUCGGACUCAGAGACGGAGGAGCAGCUCAGCGAGGCAGCAGACCUGGCGCGCCCACAGGGCCUCCUGGGCAGCGCGGUGCACACCCUGCAGAAGGCUGUCCAGGGCACCAUCUCGGUCAUGCUGUGGGCGCCCGCCGCUGUGCUGGGCACGGCAGGGAGGAUGCUGCACCUCACGUCGGCCCCCGCGGCCACCUCGACCAAGAGCAGGGCCAUGUCGCUGUCAGACGCCCUGAAGGGGGUCACGGACAACGUGGUGGACACGGUGGUGCACUAUGUGCCGCUCCCCAGGUUGUCCCUGAUGGAACCCGAGAGCGAAUUCCGGGAAAUCGAGGAGUUGAAGCGCAGGGCAUCGGCGGCGCCCACCUGCCCGGAGCCCGCACAGCGCCCGGCGCAGCACCGGGGCAGCCUGCGCAGCGCCAGGGGGCCGGGCCUGGAGGACAGAGGGGACCUGCCCACGGCGCUGAGCAACACGUUCCCCGCCGUGCCCCGCGAGAAGGCGCGCAGGGUCAGCGACAGCUUCUUCCGGCCCAGCCACAUGGAGCCCAUCCUGGGCCGCGCGCAGUACAACCAGCUGCGCAAGAAGAGCUGAGCGCCACCCGCCGCACCGGGAGCCCGCGGCGCCAGCGCGUAAGAACCUCCGCGUCCGAGAGCGUGGACUUCUUCAAAGCAGCCCUGGCACCCGGAGCCCCGCACCCCAUCUUUUGAGCAUCCUUUUGGGGCUUAGUCUGCAAUUUUUAAGAAAAAUCAGAGCAGCUACCUGCUUUGAUUCUCUUUUGUUUUGUUAAUCCUCAUCUGAGGAUAUUUUUCCAUUGAUUUUUAGGGAGAGAAGAGAGAGGGAAAGACAGAAACAUCUGGGAGAGAGAAACACAUGGGUUGGUCCCCUCCUGCACGCAGGGCGGGGGGCCAGGGAGGAGCCUGCAACCAAAGCACGUGCCCUUGACGGGAAUGGAACCUGGGACCCUUCGGUCCGCAGGCCGGGGCUCUAUCCACUGAGCCACACCGGCCAGGGCCUGUCUUGUUUUUUUACUAAAAGGUGAAUUGCCUCACUUGAUGUCUCACUCUUUAAGCCAACUUGCAGCCAAAGGACGUUAGAUUGUUUCUAAGAUUAGAUGCCUCCGCUGGAGACAAGUAUUUGCCACCAGUGAGUUACAGGCCGCUACCCUGCAGCUCCAACCGGCAGAAGGCCCGGGCACGGUUUAAGCCCAGAGAUUCCUGCCCGUGAGCUUCCCGGGAGGCUGCUGUGAAGGAGUGAUCAGGUGUGAAAGCUCUCGUGUGUGUCUAUGAAAUAUCAGCGUCAUAUUGCGCACCUAGUACACUGCGUCUCGCAGACUGUGUCCUGCCGCGCUCGUACUGCCACCUUCUGGCUCAAAACACACCCCUUUGCAGCCUUCCCGCCUGGCCUGCACAUGCGCAUUCAUUCAUUCAUUCAUUCAUUCAUUCAUCCUGCUGGUCCCGUUUGGGCUGCUGGCGCCCUGGUGUGCGGGGACCACAGCGGGUAGAAAGUUUGCACUAUUAGAGCGUUCCAAGUUCACGUUUUGAAAAUGUUAAUAUCUGGUACAUCUAAGAAGUGAGCACGUAUAAUUUAAAAUUCAAACACUGCAAGAGGGUGCGGGUCUCCCCAACUUGAGGUCCCGGGUUCCCUCUCACAAAGACAGCCUCGGUGCCAGCCUCCUGUAUCCGUCCAGCUGCCGGCUGCGCUAGUGCGGGCACGUGUGUGCAUACUUCCCACGCUUCCACAGCCGUGAGAUGCUGUACUUGCCUCUUCUCACCUCACGGUUCACCUUAGACAUCGUAAGUUCCCCCGGCUCCUUUCAGUGGCCACAUAGUAAGUGCCUCAUAGCGUCAUUGAUGUAACUGGUUCCCUGACGAAGGGCUUUGAGGUUGUUGCCAUUUUUUUGCUACUGCAGACAGUACCGCAAUAAAUGUCCUUAUACAGCA
This is a messenger RNA of Myotis daubentonii (Daubenton's bat), 3158 nucleotides long. RefSeq names its product perilipin 1 (gene PLIN1). Lineage: Eukaryota; Metazoa; Chordata; Mammalia; Chiroptera; Vespertilionidae. Gene Ontology annotation, biological process: lipid metabolic process. The record is from RefSeq and is a predicted model, not a curated record. Gene Ontology annotation, cellular component: lipid droplet.